AUGUCGCCCACGAUCUACACGACGUUCAUUUGGAUCAGCCACGACACGUGGCUGCACGGGUGGUGGCCCUACGACUUUUUGUCGAUGGACACGUCGAUCGCGCCGCUGUGGUACCUCGGCAUCUUUCUCGGUCACUUUGCAUUGUUUGGCGCCGCGUACGGCCUCUCGCAAGUCAAGGCGCGCUGCCUCCCGACGCUGCACCCCGAAACGUCCAUUCAAGCCAAUGGCGGUCGUCCGACUUCGUACCAGUCGAUUGUGUAG
This is a messenger RNA of Saprolegnia diclina VS20, 261 nucleotides long. RefSeq lists its product as hypothetical. Lineage: Eukaryota; Oomycota; Saprolegniomycetes; Saprolegniales; Saprolegniaceae. The record is from RefSeq and is a predicted model, not a curated record. The transcript has a single exon. Bases 1 to 261 code for a protein of 86 amino acids.